AUGGCGUCCACGUGGAUGAGUUUCAGAUGUGGCGUCAAAACUUUUUCCUUUCCCUUUCGAUCUUCUCUUUCUUUCUUUCUUUCCCUCCUAUUCUCCCGGAUUCCGUCUCUCCCUCCCUUUCUCUACUAUUUUCUCUCCCUGGAUUUGUAAUGGCGGAGACCUCUACCCUCUCUUUCUCUACCUUUUCCACCAUUCCUUCCAUUUCUCGAUCCAGAGAAUACAAUUUCUCUCCCUCCUCUUCUUUUUCGAGAUUCUCCAUCUCGCGUUCUCGUAACCCUCGUUUGCUUCGAUUCACCGUCAAAGCAUCCGAUUCUGGUAGCUUCUUCGGCGAAGAUUCUCUCGGUUUCUUUCCCUGGUCCGAUGGCGACAACGCUAUCGAAUGGGUUCAGGAGGAAAGAGUUACAUUGUUCAUGGCUGAUGGGCUCAUCCAGAUUGGAGGCUCCAUGGUUCCUCGACGUGUAAUUUCUGCUAAGCAAGGGAUUACCAAAAACAUUCAAAAAACUCAACGUUUUCAGGAGAGUGAUUACAUGGAUCCAAAGCAGGAACUAUGCCUGGGUGCACUUUUUGAUAUUGCAGCCACCAAUGGGUUAGAUUUGGGCAGAAAGCUUUGCAUCUUUGGAUUUUGCCGUUCAAUUGAGAUGCUAAGCGAUGUUGUUGAAGACACAGUCUUGGAGCAUGGUGGAGAGGUGGUUGCUGCUGAGAAGGCAAGCAAAGGUGGUUUGCAUGAAAGGCUAACCAUGACUGUAGCUGUGCCAUACCUUUGGGGGGUUCCUCCUGUUUCUGAAACACUUCACCUCGCUGUUCGCAGUGGCGGAGGGAUUGUGGAGAAGGUUUAUUGGCAAUGGGAGUUCUUGUAGAUUUGACUUAAAUCCUUCUAACAUUGUUCACGCAUGUUGUACAUAAAUAUGUUGUUUUCCUCUGUACAAAAUUAUAAUGAUUGCUGUGUACAUGUCCUGUAUGAGUUGAUGUCAAUAUCAAUUGAUUAUUUUCAGUUGUCUUUUGGUUCAUUCCUAAUUUGCUCAAGUCUAGUGUAGAAUUGUGAAGAUGCUUACUUUUAAAGCGGCUCAUCAUUUUUGUUCUUUUGAAACAA
Molecule: messenger RNA, 1090 nt
Organism: Tripterygium wilfordii
Lineage: Eukaryota; Viridiplantae; Streptophyta; Magnoliopsida; Celastrales; Celastraceae
Exons: 5
Coding region: 27-857 (276 amino acids)
Source: RefSeq, a predicted model, not a curated record